CGUCGGGACACCAUUCGUCGGGACACCAUCAAAUGGGACAUCAAUCAUCAGGUCAUAAUUCCGAUACAGGAUUAAUUAACUUAGACCUUCUUAAUCCUAAUAGUCCGUCAAACGUGGCUGAAUUGGAUUUAGCUAAACAAAAAGUUCUGGGUGUGGGCUUAGGUGGUGGUGGAGCAGGAAAUGGUGGAGCAGGAAAUGGUGGAGCAGGAAAUGGUGGAGCAGGAGGUAGUGGGGGCGGGAUGGGUGGUAUGGGCUCGUCAAAUAGUGGACAAAACUCUGGAGAAGGUUUAAUUAACGUAGACUUGUUGAACCCAAAUAAACAUGGUAAUGUAGCGGACGUGGGUCUCGCUGGUCAAGAUUUGUUGAGUGUUGGACUUGGUGCACAUUGAAAAUAUUUAAAGGAAAAAUCCUUAAUAAUAAAUUUAUGAGCAAUU
Molecule: messenger RNA, 434 nt
Organism: Melitaea cinxia (Glanville fritillary)
Lineage: Eukaryota; Metazoa; Arthropoda; Insecta; Lepidoptera; Nymphalidae
Product: acanthoscurrin-2-like
Exons: 1
Coding region: 33-389 (118 amino acids)
Source: RefSeq, a predicted model, not a curated record